AUGCGGCAAACGAAGGACUGUGGAGAGGCAUUAGGGCGUGGUGAAUGUCGACCCUUCUGGUCUUCAUGGACCUCCUGGUCUGCAUGCUCUGCCACCUGUGGUGUGUCGGAGCGGAGCCGUUACCGUCCCUGCAGCGGUGCCUACACAGCUACUAGUACUGCGGAGGUUGAAGGGAGUUGUGGUGAUCCAGCGAGAGCAGCGGAGGGACUUCAAAAGCGCGACUGUCCUUUACAACGCCUAUGUCCACGAAUUGCUGGUGGAUGGGGUGAAUGGAGCGCCUUUUCUGCCUGUGAUGCAACCUGUGGACGUGGAAGCCGUCGCAGGAUUCGGCUUUGUAACCGACCUCCUCCACAGGGUGGAGGAGUGCCCUGUCAAGGUAUUGAUACUCAACAGCCUAUGCCUCAUCAAACUACACUGUCAUUUCAUCAGGUAGACAAAAUGCAUAAUUUGGCAUGCAGCAUGGGUAAACCUGAGUCCGCUAAAUCAGAUCCAGCAUCUAUACGAGCGGUCUCCGUGCAGCACAAAGCUGAGUCGGCGAAUAUGCUCUUUGAAACAUCAUAA
This is a messenger RNA of Echinococcus granulosus, 561 nucleotides long. Its product is annotated as Thrombospondin-2. Bases 1 to 561 code for a protein of 186 amino acids. NCBI's taxonomy places the organism in Eukaryota, Metazoa, Platyhelminthes, Cestoda, Cyclophyllidea, Taeniidae. The transcript is spliced from 4 exons. The record is from RefSeq and is a predicted model, not a curated record.